GGCGGCCCGCGGGGCGGCGGGGAGAGGCGCGGCGGGGCGCGGGGACCAUGACAGAAGAUGACCGAGGCGGCGCUGGUGGAGGGCCAGUGGAAGACUAGGUGGCUGGUGCUGCGCAAGCCUUCGCCGGUGGCAGACUGCCUGCUGAUGCUGGCCUACAAGGACAAGUCAGAGCGUGCCAAGGGGCUUCGGGAGCGUAGCAGCCUGACGCUGGAAGACAUCUGCGGGCUGGAGCCCGGCCUGCCCUACGAGGGCCUGGCCCACACACUGGCCAUCGUCUGUCUGUCGCAGGCCGUCAUGCUGGGCUUCGACAGCCGCGAGGCCAUGUGCGCCUGGGACGCCCGGAUCCGCUACGCGCUGGGUGAGGUGCACAGGUUCCCCGUGAUCGUGGCUCCGGGCACCAAGCUGGAGAGCGGCCCUGCCACCCUGCACCUCUGCAACGACAUCCUUGUGGUGGCCAGGGACGUCCCCCCAGCCGUGGCGGGGCAGUGGAAGCUGUCGGACCUCAGGCGCUACGGGGCCGUGCCCAACGGGUUCAUCUUUGAAGGCGGGACCAGGUGUGGAUUCUGGGCUGGGGUCUUCUUCCUGUCUUCUGCCGAGGGAGACCAGAUCAGCUUCCUGUUCGACUGCAUCGUCCGAGGCAUCUCCCCCACCAAGGGCCCCUUCGGGCUGCGGCCAGUUCUCCCAGACCCGAGCCCCGGGGGCCCCGCCCUGGAGGAAAGGGUCGCGCAGGAGGCCCUGGAAGCCCUGCAGCUGGAGAAGCGGCUCAGCCUUCUCUCGCACUCCGGCCGCCCGGGCAGCGGAGGAGACGACCGCAGCGUAUCCAGCUCGUCGUCAGAGGCCAGCCACUCGGACGUCAGCGCCAGCAGCCGACUCACGCCGUGGCCAGAGCCGUCCUCGUCCUCGGCCAGCACGUCGCAGGAGGGCCCCGGGCUGGCUGCCGCCCAGGCCCCUGGGGAAGCCGCGCCGGGCGCCGCCAGGCCCACCCCAAAGCCGCUGCGGCCACGGCAGCUGCAGGAGGUCGGCCGCCAGAGCUCCUCGGACAGCGGCAUCGCCACAGGCAGCCACUCCUCCUACUCGGGCAGCUUCUCGUCGUGCGCGGGCAGUAGCCUGGACGUGUGGCGGGCUGGCGACGAGCUUGGCUCCCUGCUCAGCCUGCCGGCGGCCGGGGCCCCGGAGCCCAGCCUGUGCGCCUGCCCGCCCGGGGCGGCGGAGUACCAGGUGCCCGCCGCCCCGCGGCCGCACUACGACACGCCCCGCAGCCUGCGCCAGGCGCCCCGGGACCAGCCCCCCAUCGCGCCGGCCACCGCCCGGGACUCGGGGUGUACCCCUGGCUGGCCUGGCGAGAGACGGCGGGGACCGGCGCCAGAGGCGGCGGCAGGGGCCGGCGAGUCCUGGGAAGCGGGUGCCCCCCACGCCGGGCCCCCUCCCGCGCUCUUUUCCGCGUGUCCCGUCUGCGGAGGACUGAAGGCAGCUGCUGCCGUGCCCCCGGGGCUCCUGGUGAUGCACGCAGGAGCGCCGGGUCCUGGGAGGCCGCGUGGGGAGGCGCCCACCUACGUGAACGUGCCCACCAGCCCCUGCCCUGCCAAGCAGCUGCACUAUCUGGGCCUGCAGCUGCCGGAGGCGGGUGCGGGCGUGCGAGGGGCCGGAGCCUCCCGCUACGCGCUGAUUGACGUGCUGGCCACCGAGGCGGCGCACAGGGCGGGGGCCCAGCACGCGCAGGCCCGGGAGGAGCGGCUGCCCGCGCCCGAGCAGAGGCCAAAGGCGGCCCCGCGGUGAGGCGGCCGGACCACAGCGACGCGCCUGGACGGCGGAGGGAGCGGCCCCUGCGCCAUCGCGGCGGUCGGGCUCGGAACCGAGGGCCGGCGGGAGGUGCCGCCUGGACAGGUGUCCGCAGCGGCUCUGGUGGACCCGAGGCAGCGUCUGGCCAGCAGUUUCCGGCCUUGGGAUGUGACCUGCCCGCAACCUUCCCUGGAGGCGGCGGCCCAGUGAUGAGGACCCUCGUCUCCAACCACGACGGGGUGGGGGGCGUCCAUCUGCAGGGCGCCACCGUCCCGUCCCUGUCAGCACUGCCUUGCACCCAGAGGGCGUGGCCCUUGGGCCCUGCAGCGGACU
This is a messenger RNA of Budorcas taxicolor (takin), 2112 nucleotides long. It is a transcript of the gene DOK7, whose product is annotated as docking protein 7. Gene Ontology annotation, biological process: neuromuscular junction development; positive regulation of protein tyrosine kinase activity. Bases 58 to 1776 code for a protein of 572 amino acids. Gene Ontology annotation, molecular function: protein kinase binding. The transcript has 11 exons. The record is from RefSeq and is a predicted model, not a curated record. Lineage: Eukaryota; Metazoa; Chordata; Mammalia; Artiodactyla; Bovidae.